Molecule: messenger RNA, 2300 nt
Organism: Corylus avellana
Lineage: Eukaryota; Viridiplantae; Streptophyta; Magnoliopsida; Fagales; Betulaceae
Product: Exostosin family protein
Molecular function (GO): glycosyltransferase activity
Source: RefSeq, a predicted model, not a curated record
UCUCUCUCUCUCUGUUUCCAUGUCUAAAUUUCAUGAAAAGCCAAGAGAAAAGCGUAAAUAAAUUGAUCGUCUAAUUUUCUUUGAUAAUUAAAUCCCACAAGAAAGAUGAAGAAAAUAGGAUAAUAUAUACAGGGUCAAAAGACCUUUUGUACCAGACGUGUCUCUCACUUCGUCCCUGUGCAUUCUCGAGAGGUGGUAUUUUCAGGUCCAUGGGGUCUUCUUGGAAUCCCAAAAUGAUCGAUCAGAUUGAUCACUUGCGUUGAUGACGAAUCCAAAAAGGGAAGCUUUUUGUUGGCAAGUUUACCACAGAUGUAGUCCAUGACUAUCUUUUGGGCAAAAAAGAAGGCCUUGUGAUCUUCUUCAAAACCCCUUAGGGUUUAAAGGCAGAAAAUGAGUUACUUUUCACAAUGAAAAUUGGGUUUCCUUUCUGUGCUUUUGGAAAUUAAGGUGAUCUUGUUACUGGGUAGGGGUUAAGUCGUCUUCCUUUAUGUCCCUUUAAAUUGGUGCAAUUAGAAGCUAAAAACUCUUUGGCUUGGAUUUAUAUUUUUUUCUCAGCCAUUGGCUAAACAUUUUUUUGUAGUCUAGCAGCUCUUGCUCUCUCGUUUAACUUUCUGAAUUCAGAACAGUUUUUCCUGAAUUUCACCAAUGUCGGAGAAAAACAUGUUUUCCUCGAGGCUUUUUUUCUACCUAGUAACCAUUUCUAUGUUCCUCUUGAUCCUUUCAUCUGUGUUCCUUCUUGAAUUUAGCAAUAAUUCUAUCAUACCUAGAUCAGUAUUUGAGCGUAUUCUUGUUAAUAGCACAUCAGUUUACUUCAAACCCAAUGUCAGAAGUGAACAAAUUACUAGUCCUUUCACCCCUUCUGGGGAUACACAAAUAAAUGUCGAAAGGCCUGUGAGAAGUGGAAAAUUGGCAUGUCAAGUAAACAAUUCGAGUAGGAAAAUGCCUUCUCCAGGAAAGCACAGAAAGAUGGACUGUGACCCUUCUCAGGCUCACUUGAGGGUGUUUAUGUAUGACUUGCCUCCUGAAUUUCACUUUGGAUUAUUGGGUUGGAAGGGAAGGGUGAAUCAAACAUGGCCAAAUGUCAGUAAUCCAAAUCGAAUCCCAUCAUACCCAGGUGGGCUGAAUUUACAACACAGUAUAGAGUACUGGCUCACCCUUGAUCUUCUGUCGUCCAACACCCCAAAUGUUCUUAGACCUUGCAGUGCCAUAAGAGUGAAGAAUUCAAGUCAAGCCGAUGUCAUUUUUGUGCCAUUCUUCUCAUCUCUGAGUUACAACAAACAUUCUAAGCUUCAUGGGAAGGAGAAAGUUAGUGUUAAUCAGAUGUUGCAGAGAAAAUUGGUUCAGUUUUUGAGGGGUCGGGAGGAAUGGAAGCGAUUGGGUGGGAAGGAUCAUUUAAUUAUUGCCCACCAUCCAAAUAGCAUGUUAGAUGCAAGAAGCAAGUUGGGGUCAGCCAGGUUUGUACUCGCAGAUUUUGGAAGAUACCCAGUUGAAAUUGCAAAUCUUGGGAAAGAUAUAAUUGCUCCUUACCGGCAUUUAGUGAGGACCAUUUCCAAUGGUGAAUCUGCACCAUUUGACAAACGUCCUAUAUUGGCGUACUUCCAAGGUGCAAUAUAUAGGAAAGAUGGAGGAUUCAUUCGCCAAGAACUGUAUUACCUUCUCAAAGAUGAGAAAGACAUACACUUCACAUUUGGCAGCAUACAAGGGAAGGGAAUUAGCAGCGCAGGCCAAGGGAUGGCAUCAUCCAAGUUCUGCCUCAAUAUUGCCGGAGACACCCCUUCCUCAAAUCGCCUCUUUGAUGCCAUUGCGAGUCAUUGUGUUCCUGUGAUUAUUAGCGAUCAGAUUGAGCUACCAUUUGAGGAUGUCUUGGAUUACUCACAGUUUUGCUUAUUUGUCCGUGCAUCCGACGCGGUAAAGAAGGGUUACCUACUGAAUCUUCUUCGAGGAAUCAAGCAAGACAGCUGGACCAGAAUGUGGGAAAAAUUGAAGGAGAUUGCUCAUCAUUUUGACUAUCACUAUCCUUCCCAGCCUGAUGAUGCUGUGGAUAUGAUUUGGGAAGCAGUUUCACGUAAGAUAUCUUCAUUACGAAUUAUACUCCAUAGGGGGAACAGAUAUAAAAGAUCUCAGUCUCUCGUACAUAAUAAUUGAAAUGACAAACGCCUACUUGAAAGAGCCAUUGAAGGGACAAGCAUAAUCAUUUUAAAGAUCUGUUAGGGCAUUUCUUCACCUAUGUUUAUCCACACUUCUUGUAAUGUUCAUUGAUUCAGUUUUUUUAUUAUAAUAACAAUUGCAUUUGCUGUGCU